Ruditapes philippinarum (Manila clam) is the source of this 2580-nucleotide messenger RNA. RefSeq names its product PDZ domain-containing protein 11-like. The transcript is spliced from 7 exons. Gene Ontology annotation, molecular function: protein binding. Gene Ontology annotation, cellular component: basolateral plasma membrane; cell-cell junction; synapse. The record is from RefSeq and is a predicted model, not a curated record. Gene Ontology annotation, biological process: maintenance of epithelial cell apical/basal polarity; protein localization to basolateral plasma membrane; neurotransmitter secretion. Lineage: Eukaryota; Metazoa; Mollusca; Bivalvia; Venerida; Veneridae. Bases 87 to 542 code for a protein of 151 amino acids.
CAUUCGGGUAUGUAAUAAUUUCAAAAUGGUGGCCAGUGUCUAAUUAUAUUAAUAACUUAGGAAUUUUUGCAUUUCUGAACUCUAAUAUGAAUACUGAGACCAGAGACUUCCUUCCACCAUAUCUUCCUCCAUACGAGCAUCCGCCAGCAUGGAUUCCUCCUCACGAGAGAGAUCAUCAUCCAGACUAUUGUUCAGAUUUAGAAAGGUUUCUUCCGCGAAAUAUCAGUUUACAGCGCAGUAAAACAUCUGAACAGCUUGGUUUUAACAUCAGAGGAGGAAAGGAACACAACUGUGGUAUCUACAUAUCUAAGGUGAUGUCAAAUAGUGAGGCAGAUAGGUUAGGACUACAAGAAGGAGAUCAGAUUCUGUCAGUGAAUGAACAAAAUUUCGAGUUGAUAGAGCAUAGCGAGGCAGUGAAGAUAUUAAAGAUGAACACUUCUAUCUGGAUGGUUGUAAGAUACUUCCCCUAUGGUUAUAACCAGACAUAUUAUAAAGGUCGAAGUUCAUCCGGUGCACCUGACAGCCCAACAGCUUACAGAUAACAGUGCAAUAACAUUAACCUACUACACAAUCUACAUGUAUACAUAUAUCAGUGAAAUAACAUUUACAUUUUGUAGCAAUUGUAUAUUCCUCUUGAGAAGAGGUCAUAGUUCAAUGAAAUAUCUGAGAUCAUUUUCUUGAUCUUGAUUAUGUUGCAUACAAAUAACAGAAGAAUAAGAAUUAUAAUCAGGAAUAAUGUAUUUAACAGUGAAUUAACAAUUUUGGUAUGAGAAUAGUACUAGCUUACAGAUGACAUUUGAAUAACAGUGGCAGAUUGCACUCUAUUCACAGAUGACAGUAAGAAAUUGCACAUUCUAUUUACAGAUGACAGUAAGAAAAUGCAUAUUCUAUUCACAUAUGACAGUGACAAAUUGCACAUUCUCUUCACAGAUGACAGUAAGAAAUUGCACAUUCUAAUCAUUCACUAUUAAACAACAGUGACAGAUUUGAAAAAAAUCUACUCAUUAAUUACAGUUUAAAGUCAGUUACAAAUUGCACACUCUACAUGCUCACAGAUGACAUGAAAUUGAAAAACAGUGUCAAAUUGCAUGUUUUAAUCACAGAUGACAGUUGAAUGACAGUGACAAAUUGCACAUUCGUUUCACUCACAGAUGACAUGACAUUGAAAAACAGUGUCAAAUUGCAUGUUUUAAGCACAGAUGACAGUUGAAUGACAGUGACAAAUUGCACAUUCGUUUCACUCACAGAUUACAUGACAUUAAAAACAGUGUCAAAUUGCAUGUUUUAAUAAAUGAUGACAGUUGAAAAACAGUGACAAAUUGCACACUAUACAUACUUACAGAUGACAAGACAUUCAAAUAACAAUGACAUAUUGCAUGUUCUAUUCACAGAUGACAGUAAAAGAUUGCAUAUGAUUGUCAUUCACAGAUGACAGUUGAAUAACAGCAACAGGUUACACAUUUCACUCACUCAUACACAGAUUACAACUAAGUGACACAGGACAUAUCAUUUUACAUGUAAAUUAAAAUAUAUAAUAAAUUUAAUCUUCCAACAUUCCAUUUGUUAUAGUAAUAAACAUAUCAAUCAUCUUUUUCUAUUCACAUUUUAUUUUAGAUUUAGAGAUACAUUUUCUAAUUAUUUUAUGUUAAAAAAUUUUACGUUUGGCUCCAAAAUUUCGUAGAGGCAAAGUACUUUUGUAAGAAAACGAUUUUAUGAAAAUACUGUAAAGAAUCUUAAGGUCAUAAAAACUCAUUUUGAAAUAAAACUGUCUAUGAGGAAUAAUUUUCUAUGCUGUUAAAAUUUAUAUUUUCUUCUCUACAUACCGAGUAUAUUUUUUUAUUCAUGAUAAAUAUAGUAAUGUUUUCUUUAAAUAGAAUCUAGAAAUGUUACAAAAGGAUAUUGAUAAUCCAGUCACUAUUGGGAAAUCAUAUUUCAAAGUAUUUUUACUGAUUUUGUCCAAGUAUUUUUCGCUGAUUUUGUCCUUAUUGAUCUUUGAAAGACAAAAAACUUAUGUCUUGUUAAAGACUUCUAUGUGUGAUCUUUGUUUUCAAAGAUGUUAAUAAACAUAGAUUUAACUGCAUAUAUUUUUUGCUUUUGUAUACAGAUCAUAUUUGUUUAUUUGUAUAUUUAACUCAUAUACAGAUUGUAAAUUUUUGUAUGUUUUAAUUUGAUAUAAAAAAUUUUGAAACAUGAUUCAAUGCAUUUUUCUUGUAGUUUUCAGUAGUCGUUUUUUUGCGAAGAAAUUGGCUAUUACUUAGUAAUAUGACCAAAAAUGUGUUUAAUCACCGUGAAAACUAGAGAAAAAAAAACUAACUAGUAAAUUGUUUUAAUUGAUUUAGCUUAUACUCUUGAGUUUAAACUGCAACUUUCGACUUGCCAAUUCCAUCCGUAUGGAUGCUUUUUUCUCAAGUAUUGAGCUGACCUGAUGCAGUCUGACCUAACAUGAUACUUAAAGUUCCUUAUACUGAUACUGAAUUUUUACGUAAAUUUAACUGGGUUAAUGGUAUUUUUAGAACCAACAUAUGAUUACAGUGUUGUGUAUAACUUUUGUAAUAUUUUCAACAAAAUAUAUAUUUUCAA